Messenger RNA from Ananas comosus (pineapple), 1201 nucleotides. RefSeq names its product DNA-directed RNA polymerase II subunit RPB7. Bases 47 to 553 code for a protein of 168 amino acids. The transcript has 6 exons. Gene Ontology annotation, cellular component: P-body; RNA polymerase II, core complex. The record is from RefSeq and is a predicted model, not a curated record. Gene Ontology annotation, biological process: positive regulation of translational initiation; transcription initiation at RNA polymerase II promoter; positive regulation of nuclear-transcribed mRNA poly(A) tail shortening. NCBI's taxonomy places the organism in Eukaryota, Viridiplantae, Streptophyta, Magnoliopsida, Poales, Bromeliaceae. Gene Ontology annotation, molecular function: single-stranded RNA binding; single-stranded DNA binding; translation initiation factor binding.
UAAUAAGAGAGAGAGGAGAGAGAAAGUAGAGAGAGAGAGAGAGGAGAUGUUCUUCCACAUCGUGUUGGAGCGGAACAUGCAGCUGCACCCGCGGCACUUCGGGCCCCACCUCCGCGACAAGCUCGUCUCCAAGCUCAUGAAGGACGUCGAGGGCACCUGCAGUGGGAGGCAUGGGUUCGUGGUGGCGAUCACCGGGGUGGAGGAGAUCGGGAAGGGGCUCAUCAGGGAGGGCACCGGCUUCGUCACCUUCCCCGUCAAGUACCAGUGCGUCGUGUUCCGCCCCUUCAAGGGCGAGAUCCUCGAGGCCGUGGUCACCAUGGUCAACAAGAUGGGUUUCUUCGCAGAGGCAGGGCCGGUGCAGAUUUUCGUUUCGAAUCAUUUGAUCCCUGAUGACAUGGAGUUCCAGUCUGGAGAUAUGCCAAACUAUACAACAUCUGAUGGAUCGGUGAAAAUACAAAAGGAUAGUGAGGUCCGGCUAAAGAUUAUUGGGACUCGUGUUGAUGCCACAGAGAUUGUACGUCUCCUGUUCCUUUUAGUCAAGUUUCAUGGCUAAUGUUCAUGCCGGAAGAACUCUAUUUACGAGUUUAUGCAAUUCUGCAUUGGGACGAUAAAGGAUGACUUCUUGGGUGUUAUCAACGACCCAGGUGCAGCUUCUUAGCGGGCAGAUAGGAAUUUUGAUAUGACAAAAUUAUAGGUGGCGUUGUUCAUGUUGCGCACCACCGUGUGUAGGAUUUCAGUGUAACUUGAACUUCGGAAAGCGCCCUUGGAAUCUGCGUUGUAAAAUAUUUCACACAUCGUCAAGCAUGCAUAAAGACAUAAUUUAAAUCAGCAGUCCUAAUUGUUUUCUUGUUGGUACAUCAGAUUUUGCCUUUGUGACUAAAGUUGCUUCUCAAAUGCUCAAUGCAAUCUCCGCGAACCAGAUUAGGGUUCCUUUUGUUGUACCUUAAAUUAAGCCCUCGAAGAGGCUAAAUUGUCUUUUUUUUUUUCCUAUAAGCAUUUCACAAGGCAGGGACUCUGUUUCGAGAGGUCUUUCUACGAGUUUGAUAUUUCACAUUCAUUUGUCGCCGCAUUGGAUACCAAAACUGCCAAGUUGAUCUAUUUAUGGUUUGUUUGUUAAGAAUUAUGGGAUAUUACCAAUAUCUUGUGGUAAGCAGAAUGGUGAAACAAGAUCCUGAGUGAAUCAUAGUUGCACUUUUCCGUA